AUGGCAGCAGUUCCAGUGGCAGAAUUAGCAGAAUGCGAAAAGCAGGAGCUUUUAUGUACUUACGCCGCGCUUAUACUACAUGAAGAGAAUAUGAGCAUAACAAGUGAAAAUAUUGUAAAGCUUAUAAAAAAAUCAAACAAUACAGUAUUGCCGUACUUACCAAUGCUUUUCGAAAAAGCCUUAAAGGGAAAGGAUAUUGAGGGCCUACUAAGCAAUUUAAGCGUUGGCGGAGGUGCCCCUGCUGCAGCUGCACAAGCCGCAGCGGAUAAGCCAAGUGACGAUAAGAAGGAAGCUAAGAAGGAAGAGAAAGUUGAAGAGGAGGAAGAAGAAGAUGACUUAGGAUUUUCAUUAUUCGGUUAG
This is a messenger RNA of Plasmodium fragile, 360 nucleotides long. RefSeq lists its product as uncharacterized. Gene Ontology annotation, molecular function: ribonucleoprotein complex binding; protein kinase activator activity; structural constituent of ribosome. The coding region runs from base 1 to 360 and encodes 119 amino acids. Lineage: Eukaryota; Apicomplexa; Aconoidasida; Haemosporida; Plasmodiidae. The transcript is spliced from 2 exons. Gene Ontology annotation, cellular component: cytosolic large ribosomal subunit; ribosome. Gene Ontology annotation, biological process: cytoplasmic translation; translational elongation. The record is from RefSeq and is a predicted model, not a curated record.